GGAUCAGGGCUGCCCACACUCCCGCUGCGCACACGCGCUAACGACUCCCGCCGCAUCCCAACAUCAAGACCCAAACGUCUUCCCUUCCGCCAGCGCCGUCCACCCUCCUUUGCGACCUCGCCCGUGAUUGCAGCUCGUCUUUGUCUUCUGCCACAUCGACUGGCCAGCAACCAUUACCGUCACUCUUCCUACGGCGCGCCCCUGCCUGAACCCGCCUGGCCAUUCCACCCUCCACUCCUCCACCACACCUGCCCCGCCACCAAACUCGUCCAUAGACUACUGCCCAAAUGGCGACUGCGAAGGAGCAGGCCAUCGAGGCCAAGAACGAGGGCAACAAGGCUUUUGCUGCCCACGACUGGAACAAGGCCGUCGCAUGCUACGACAAGGCGAUCGAACUCUACGACCAGGAACCGACGUUCUACACAAACAGGGCCCAGGCACACAUCAAAUCAGAAGCCUUCGGUUACGCCAUAGCAGACGCCACCAAGGCGAUAGAGCUCAAUCCCAAGCUCGUCAAGGCCUAUUUCCGACGUGCCGUCGCAUACGCCGCCAUCCUCAAGCCCAAAGAUGCCGUCCGGGACUUCAAGCAGGUCGUCCAGCUCGACCCCAACAACAAAGACGCUAAGCUGAAGCUGGCCGACUGCCAAAAGAUUGUCCGCCAGCUCAACUUCUAUGCCGCCAUCGAGGUGGGCGACGAGCCCUCGGCCGCCGAGGGCCUGGACAUUGACGCCAUUGCCAUCGAGCCCGACUACGACGGCGUCCAGAUCAAGGACGAGAUGACACAAGAGUUCAUCGACGACAUGAUUGAGCGCUUCAAGAACGGAAAGAAGAUCCACAAGAAGUUUGUGUACCAGAUCGUCAUUGCCGUGAAGAAGAUUGUAUACGAGGAGCCCACAAUGGUCGAGGUCACAAUACCCGACGACGUCCAGCUCACUGUUUGUGGUGACACCCACGGCCAAUAUUUUGAUCUGAUGGAGCUCUUCAGGCUGAACGGACGUCCUGAGGAGAAGCACUGGUACCUGUUCAACGGUGACUUCGUCGACAGAGGUUCAUGGUCCUCGGAGAUUGCCCUGCUUCUCUACGCAUACAAGUGGCUGCGUCCCAACGGCAUGUACCUCAACAGAGGUAACCAUGAGACGGACGACAUGAACAAGGUCUAUGGCUUCGAGGGCGAGUGCAAGGCCAAGUACAACGAUCGUGUCUUCAAGCUAUUCUCUGAGAGUUUCUCAGCACUCCCUCUAGCCACCCUGAUAGGUUCCAAAUACCUGGUCCUCCACGGUGGUCUUUUCUCAGAUGACAACGUCACCCUCGACGAUAUCCGGAAGCUCGACAGACACGCUCAGAGACAGCCUGGCCAGUCUGGUCUGAUGAUGGAGAUGCUCUGGACCGACCCUCAGACAGCGCCAGGCCGUGGCCCCAGCAAGCGCGGUGUCGGCAUGCAGUUCGGACCCGACGUGACCAAGAGGUUCUGCGACAAGAACGGUCUGGACGCCAUCAUUCGCAGUCAUGAGGUGCGCAUGGAUGGUUACGAGGAGGAGCACGACGGCAAGUGCAUCACAGUGUUUUCGGCACCGAAGUACUGCGACCAGACCGAGAACCGGGGAGCGUACAUCAAUGUCAGCCCCAGCUACAAGCUCAGCUUCCACCAGUUUGAUGCUGUCCCACACCCGCCGAUCAGGCCAAUGGCUUACGCAAACAACUCGCUUGGAUCGAUGAUGUAAGGAGGAUGUUUUUCAUACAGCGGCAUAAUUGGAUGGGAAACAAGGGUGUCUUAUCUUGCAUAACGAGCCAUAUACCAUAUGACAUUGCUGCUCCAAGGCAUUGAAUAGCAUGGGCGUUCUGGGGAAAAAUACAGGGCUGGAUGUACUUACCAGGUUGUGUGUAUG
This is a messenger RNA of Microdochium trichocladiopsis, 1886 nucleotides long. RefSeq names its product serine/threonine-protein phosphatase 5. The coding region runs from base 288 to 1721 and encodes 477 amino acids. NCBI's taxonomy places the organism in Eukaryota, Fungi, Ascomycota, Sordariomycetes, Xylariales, Microdochiaceae. Gene Ontology annotation, cellular component: cytosol; nucleus. The record is from RefSeq and is a predicted model, not a curated record. Gene Ontology annotation, molecular function: protein binding; protein serine/threonine phosphatase activity. The transcript has 7 exons.